AUGGGAAGGUCUCCAUGUUGCGAAGCAGAUCAAGGUUUGAAGAGAGGUCCUUGGACAGCAGAAGAAGACCAGAAACUCUUAGCCUACAUCCAACAACAUGGCCAUGGAAGCUGGCGUUUCUUACCACAGAAAGCUGGACUUCAAAGAUGUGGAAAGAGCUGCAGACUCAGAUGGACAAAUUACCUGAGACCUGAUAUUAAAAGGGGAAAGUUCAGCUUACAAGAAGAAAGAACAAUCAUUCAACUCCAUGCUCUACUUGGAAACAGGUGGUCAGCUAUAGCCACUCACUUGCCAAAGAGAACAGACAAUGAGAUCAAGAAUUAUUGGAACACGCACUUGAAGAAGAGGUUAGCCAUGAUGGGCAUUGACCCAAUGACUCAUAAGCCGAAAAGGACCACCCUCAGCUCGGCUGCAGCCGACCCCAAGAACGUCUCCAACUUGAGCCACAUGGCUCAGUGGGAGAGCACCCGGCUCGAAGCCGAGGCUCGGUUCACCCGAGAGUCCAAGCUCAGCCGCCAAGUCCGCGCCAAUGAUCAGCCUGCUGAAGAUCAGCCGUUGUCGUCCGACCAGAUACUAAGGAAAAUGCCGACAACGUUUGCGCCGCCGCGUUGCACCGACAUCUUAAGAGCGUGGCAGCUGGGCCGUCCGCACUUCCCGAGGCCCGCACAAGGCAAUGAUCACAGCCGGAACACUGGCAGUAUUAGCACCGGCGGCCAUUUUUUCUCUCUUGGCCUUGGAAACAUUGGAUCUGAUGACAAAUCUGACGGCUCCGCCGCUUUCUUAGAAAACAAUGAGGCUGACAAAGGCGAGUCAUUGUUCGAAUUCAGCGCGGUUUUCGAGGAUUGCGGCAACGGUCAUGAUGAUACUCAGUUAGAUGAGGUGUACGCCACGCGCCGCCUUGAGGCGGUGGGAGGAGCGGAGUGGAUUGAGGAUGAAAAUCUCAUCGAAAGUAGCUUUGAUCACCUUUAUGAAGUGAACAAGAGUUAUUGGAGCGACGUACUUUAUUUGGUGAACUGUGGACCCUCAAAUUUGCCAGUGUUCUAA
Molecule: messenger RNA, 1044 nt
Organism: Morus notabilis
Lineage: Eukaryota; Viridiplantae; Streptophyta; Magnoliopsida; Rosales; Moraceae
Product: transcription factor MYB16
Exons: 3
Coding region: 1-1044 (347 amino acids)
Source: RefSeq, a predicted model, not a curated record